Neomonachus schauinslandi (Hawaiian monk seal) is the source of this 2856-nucleotide messenger RNA. It is a transcript of the gene PCDH20, whose product is annotated as protocadherin 20. Gene Ontology annotation, biological process: homophilic cell-cell adhesion. Bases 1 to 2856 code for a protein of 951 amino acids. Gene Ontology annotation, cellular component: plasma membrane. The record is from RefSeq and is a predicted model, not a curated record. The transcript has 2 exons. Gene Ontology annotation, molecular function: calcium ion binding. NCBI's taxonomy places the organism in Eukaryota, Metazoa, Chordata, Mammalia, Carnivora, Phocidae.
AUGCGCGGCCGAGGGAAUGCGCGCAGCUCGCGGGCCCUAGCAGUGAGCUGGCGCCCGGGGACCUGGCUCCCGCGCCUGGAUAUGGGGCGUCUAAGUCGUCCCAGGAGCAGCACCAGCCACAGAAACCUGCCGCAUCUGUUUCUGUUUUUCCUCUUCGUGGGACCCUUCACCUGCCUCGCGAGUUACAGCCGGGCCACGGAGCUUCUGUACAGCCUGAACGAGGGACUGCCCGCGGGGGUGCUCAUCGGCAGCCUGGCCGAGGACCUGCGGCUGGUGCCCCGCGCCGCCGGGAGGCAGGACCAGUUGUCGCAGCUGCCGGAGCGCCCCGUCGCGGAGCGGAACCCCCCUCUCUCCUUCAGCCUGGCCUCCCGGGGACUGAGUGGCCAGUACGUGACCCUGGACAACCGUUCCGGGGAGCUGCACACUUCUGCCCAGGAGAUCGACCGGGAGGCCCUGUGUCUUGAAGGAGGUGGAGGAGCGUGGGGCGGCAGCAUUUCCAUCUCCUCCUCCCCUUCCUCUGACUCUUGUCUUUUGCUUUUGGAUGUACUGGUCCUGCCUCAGGAAUACUUUAGGUUUGUGAAGGUGAAAAUCGCUAUCCGGGACAUCAAUGACAAUGCCCCGCAGUUCCCCGUUUCCCAGAUCUCGGUUUGGGUCCCAGAAAAUGCACCUAUAAACACCCGGCUGGCCAUAGAGCAUCCUGCCAUGGACCCAGAUAUAGGCACGAACGGGGUGCAGACCUACCGCUUACUGGACUACCAUCGCAUGUUCACCCUGGACGUGGAGGAGAAUGAGAAUGGGGAGCGCACUCCCUACCUAAUUGUCAUGGGACUGUUGGAUAGGGAGACCCAGGACCAGUACGUGAGCAUCAUCAUAGCGGAGGAUGGCGGGUCUCCACCACUGUUGGGCAGCGCCACCCUCACCAUCGGCAUAACUGACAUUAAUGACAAUUGCCCUCUCUUCACGGACUCACAAAUCAAUGUCACUGUGUUUGGGAAUGCUACAGUGGGCACCCCGGUUGCAGCUGUCCAGGCCGUGGAUAGAGACUUGGGAACCAAUGCUCAGAUCACUUACGCCUACAGCCAGAAAGUUCCACAAGCAUCCAAGGAUUUAUUCCAUCUGGACGAAACCACCGGAGUCAUUAAACUUUUCAGUAAGAUUGGGGGCAGUGUUCUGCAAACGCACAAGCUCACCAUCCUUGCUAACGGGCCAGGCUGCAUCCCUGCUGUGACCACGGCCCUGGUGACCAUUAUCAAAGUCAUUUUCAGACCACCUGAAAUUGUUCCUCGUUAUAUAGCAAAUGAGGUAGAUGGUGUUGUUUACCUGAGAGAACUGGAGCCUAUUAACACUCCGAUUGCAUUCUUCACCAUAAGAGAUCCAGAAGGUAAAUACAAGGUGAACUGCUACCUGGAUGGUGAAGGACCAUUUAGGUUAUCACCCUACAAACCGUACAAUAAUGAAUAUUUGCUGGAAACCACAAAACCGAUGGACUAUGAGCUACAGCAGUUCUAUGAAAUAGCUGUGGUGGCCUGGAACUCUGAGGGAUUUCAUGUCAAAAAAAUUAUUAAAGUGCAACUUUUAGAUGACAAUGACAAUGCUCCUAUUUUCCUGCAGCCCUUGCUGGAACUAACUAUUGAAGAAAACAACGCACCCCAUGCCUUUUUGACUAAGCUGUACGCGACAGAUGCUGACAGUGAGGAGAGAGGCCAAGUUUCCUAUUUCCUGGGACCUGAUGCCCCCUCAUAUUUUUCCUUAGACAGUGUGACAGGAAUUCUGACAGUUUCCACUCAGCUGGACCGAGAAGAGAAAGAAAAGUACAGGUACACAGUCAGAGCUGUUGACUCUGGGAAGCCGCCCAGAGAAUCAGUUGCCACUGUGGUUCUCACCGUGCUGGAUAAAAAUGACAAUAGCCCUAGGUUUAUCAACAAGGACUUCAGCUUUUUUGUGCCAGAAAACUUUCCAGGAUAUGGUGAAAUUGGGGUAAUUAGUGUCACAGAUGCCGAUGCUGGACGAAAUGGAUGGGUUGCCCUCUCGGUGGUGAACCAGAGUGAUAUUUUUGUCAUAGACACAGGAAAGGGCAUGUUGAGAGCUAAAGUCUCUUUGGACAGAGAGCAGCAAAGCUCCUAUACGUUGUGGGUCGAAGCUGUUGAUGGGGGUGAGCCUGCCCUCUCUUCGACUGCAAAAAUCACAAUUCUCCUUCUAGAUAUCAAUGACAACCCUCCUCUGGUUCUAUUUCCUCAGUCCAACAUGUCCUACCUGUUGGUACUGCCUUCUACUCUCCCCGGCUCCCCAGUUACAGAGGUCUAUGCUGUUGACAAAGACACAGGCAUGAAUGCUGUCAUAGCUUACAGCAUCAUAGGAAGAAGAGGUCCGAGGCCUGAGUCCUUUAGGAUUGACCCUAAAACCGGCAACAUUACUUUGGAAGAGGCAUUGCUGCAGACAGACUAUGGACUCCAUCGUUUACUGGUGAAAGUGAGUGACCAUGGUUAUCCCGAACCUCUCCAUUCCACGGUCAUGGUGAACCUGUUUGUCAAUGACACUGUCAGUAACGAGAGCUACAUUGAGAGUCUUUUAAGAAAGGAACCAGAAAUUAAUAUAGAGGAGAAAGAACCACAGAUCUCAAUAGAACCGACUCAUAGGAAAGUCGAGGCUGUGUCCUGUGUGCCCACCCUAGUGGCUCUGUCUGUAAUAAGCUUGGGUUCUAUCACACUGGUAACAGGGAUGGGCAUAUACAUCUGUUUAAGGAGAGGGAAAAAGCAUCACAGGGAAGACGAAAAUUUGGAAGUACAAAUUCCACUCAAAGGAAAAAUUGACUUGCAUAUGAGAGAGAGGAAACCAAUGGCUAUUUCUAAUAUUUGA